Messenger RNA from Ceratina calcarata, 4652 nucleotides. It is a transcript of the gene spd-2, whose product is annotated as spindle defective 2. The transcript has 12 exons. Lineage: Eukaryota; Metazoa; Arthropoda; Insecta; Hymenoptera; Apidae. The record is from RefSeq and is a predicted model, not a curated record. Bases 369 to 4562 code for a protein of 1397 amino acids.
GAUUCUCGUUGACUCCCGUCCUCAAACUGGCAUUUCUGUGUGCACAUGGCAUCGUUGUAUUCUAUUCAAUUCUAUUGUGAAGUCCAGAUGGCAGUUUCAUGACACUUUCGUAGGUAAGCGAACAGGUCGCUCCAACAUACAGCAAAGUAUUCUAUGAUCGGUGAAUGCUGGAUAUACAGUUUCAAAUUUGAACGCCGCUAGAUCGAUCAACUGUCAAACAAUACGUUAAGAAUAACAUGGUGCGGUUCCAAUUUUGUUUUAUCGAUUUGACGAUCCGUAAAUCGUUCGGAUUCUUAAGCUGCGUACGAUAAAUUCCACUGAGCAAUCGCUGGCAAUCGAGAAACGAACAAAGGCAAAUUUUUUUGACGAUGUUCACACCGUCGAAGCCCAUCGGGGCAGAUUUUAUGGAUAUGACUAUAUUGAGCACUCCACAGCCGCAAGCAGCUUCGACCGUACAGAGAAAAAGCACACUGGAAAGCAGAAUCUUUGACAAAAAUGAACCCGUUUGUAAACAAACAGCCGUGCAACAGCAUGAUGUGACACGAAAGUCCGAUGAGUCCCUUGGUAUACUCAGUAAUUUAUCCUCUUUUUUAGCUGAAGUAAGUGGUGUCGGAGACAUAGAGAAGCAAGAUGAGAAUAAACUGGACACAGAACGUGAACUUGCUAGGAAGCUACUUCAGAGAUGCAGUGAUAUAAAACCCACGUCUAUUACAUAUGAUACGAACAAAGAGAAUAAUGCAAAUAUACAAAAUUUAAUCGCGACGGAUUCAGGACAAUCGAAUUCUCAAAAUAAGAAUACAUCCCAUAUACCUGUUACUAAAUCAAGUAGUGUCAUCUUCGAGCCAAAUGAGAUAAGCGCACGUUCGUCCGGAUUAAGUAAUACUACAAGGAAGUUAUCUACUACAUCGUCGAACAAAAGUUUGAAUGCUAUGUCGUUUGAUUCUACAACCGCUGAACUGAUGGCCCAGCUGGCUCAAAACGAGGAAUUCCGCCCAGCCUCUGAAAUGGCCAGUCAAAUGCUUGCUGACGAAGUGUCCUGGCAACAAAAUUAUCCUUACGCUCUCCCUACCACAACUCCCACAGAAAAAGAAUACUUGAACUUAUCCUGUUUCUCUGGCAUCAUCGGCGAACUAGAUUUAUCAGUAGAAUCCUGCGCUGAAAAACUAACUGUGGAUGAGUUUUUCAAAAGGAAGUGCGGAGAUUUUGGAGAAUUGUCAGACGACGCAGCGAGAAGACCGAGUCUUGGCAUAUCCAUAGACAGUCCAAGAAAGAAACAACUUGUACCUCUAAUUGAUUCAACUGUAGUAACAGAAGACACUUCGGUCGAGUCUUACGUUGUCAAAGAUAAAAGCCAAAGUGUUCCGAACAUAACGAAGGACAUAGAAGAUCAAAGUAUUAUGAGUCUGACCAGUAUUGCUCAGGCAUUGCAGGAUAUUGAUAAUGGCACACCGCGGAGAUUGGUGGAUCAAUUGAUUAUGGCCAAGAAGAAGAAGAAAUUGAUGCAGUUGCAGGAUGAUAUACCAGUUAGAGAUACUUAUACGUUGCACAGACAGUCUAUGCCUGCUUCGACUCCAAGCAAGAAUACGAGUAGUUUCGAGAAAGAUGGAUUAUCGUACCUUUCAGGGAAAUUAUCUCUGGACAGUAAAAUCAAUAGCGAAAUGAUUGACGUUAAGGAACCAAUUCGAAGGAUGAUUUCACUGGAUUCUAGUGCAACGUCUAAUGCAAAUUUCGAAGCCGCUUAUCAGGAGCUCAAGAAAGAAAUGUCCAAUGCAAAAAGGCCGUCUUAUAGUCAAGACUUCAAAUUAUUAUUGGAAGAUUCGAAAUUCUCGCUUCCGAAUUAUGCGAUAGGAAAAGAAACGCCACGUAAUUCUGAGGUGAACGAAAAGAAUUCCACUAGCCUGGACAAGGAAGAGUCACAGAAGAAGGAGACUAUAAAACAAGAAAAUGUUUCUUAUAAAGAUAUUUCAGAAACUUCUGUACAGAUUCAACAAAAUGAAUCUUAUAUGAACAACGUCGUUAUUGGCAAGGGAACGGAGGAAUUAUGCAAUGUUAUUGUCGGAAUAUCGAGAGAGACCGACAUAGAACUCUUAAACAAAAGCGACAGAUGGGUCAUAUGCUCACUGAACGUGAACCAAAUUCAAGGUGACAAACAGAAUGUUCAACUAACUUUACCGAAAGAUGUUGUUCUUAUUAAACCGAACUCUCAGCAACGUGCAAAGAUUACAGUAACGGUAGUAGAAAUGUGUAAACCGAUCAUAGCAGUCCUAAAUAUAACAGUAUCAGAUAUGGUAACGAAGUUGGAAUGGAUUAUGAAACAUAUCAUCUGCUUCAAACCAGAGGAACUUAAUGUAGACGUUCUGUGCCCAUCGGAGAAAAAGGCUUUGGACUUUGGCAGCGUCGUUGAAGAUACCUUAACAACGUUGCCGAUCACGAUAAAAAAUAAAAACAGCGUCGACGUUACCCUCAAAUUUUUCAUAGCACAGAAUAGAUCAGCGGUGUUCAGUUUCGAAAAAUCGGAAGAGUCGUAUCAGCUCACCCUCAAAUCGCAAGAGAUAUUCACCAUGAACGUUUCGUGCACGGGAAUCUUGGAAAAAACCACGGAAGCACAAGAACGAUCGUUACAGCAUUACGGCGGUACAUUAAGAAUUCAAGCUAGAAACAAUUCCGAUAAUAAUAUACUGAUUCGAGAAGUUCCUCUUAUCGUACAAGUAGGAACUUGUAAGAUACAAGUGAUUGACACCGAACUGCCGUUGAUUGUUCCUAACAAACAAACUAAACCGUUGGUCGUGAUUAAUCUUGGUACGAUACCGACGACGAUAUCUGCUGCGUUUGUCCAAGACGUCGAAUUUAUGAAAAACUCAAAGUAUUUCUCAGUACAACCAGAAAAAUUGCUUGCGCAGCCUGAGGAAACUAGUUGCUUCCUCGUUACUUAUAAAAAUCAGAGUCCAGACGCUCCGAAAAUGUAUGCGAAAAUCAAAUUGACCAGUGCCAAUAGUGUUCAUUACUACUCUGUAAUCGGAGAAUCGAAUACGUACACCGAAGCAGAGAAUGAAAAUUUCUCUCGCUGUGAAACGCCACAAUGCUCGUCUUCCGUCAGUUCUCCGUCAUCUCCGCAUAGCGUCACGUCGAAUAAAUCAGGAAACUCCGGUAGAAAUUCGCCGCUGAGUUCGGUAUCCGGAGCGACCGUCGCCGGAGACAAGAUUCCGAUCAGAACAACUCAUGCAGCUUUAGUAUGGAACAGCGUGAAAACGGGAAAAUCGGAAGUCAAGGAAUUCACCAUUCGUAAUACGAGCAACAAUAAAAUCAAGAUUCAAGUUACAAUCUCGGACAACGAGAAGAAUUUCCGAUUUCUUCGGGAUCGACAAGCAGCUGGUACGUCCGUUGUAUUAAUUCUGCAAGGCUCAGAAAGCAGGACGAUAUCUGUUAUGUUCAGCCCACAUCACAGUGGCGCGGCUGCUGGUAAGGUAAUAUUUAAACACUACGAGCCUAGAAGAAAUGAUGCUGAAUCUCGUCCUUCGAAAGUGUUAUUUUUAUAUGGCUAUGGUGGUUAUAGCAAAGUUGAAAUUUCCGAAGCUUAUAAAGAUACUACCGGUAAAAUGUGGUUGUCGCUUGGCAGUCUGAAUUCCGGCGGUUCCCUGAACGCAAAGAUCAAGUUACAAAAUAACGGAGAUCUGUGUUCCUAUGUUAAAAUAAAAUUAACACCAAAAGCCGUGUAUCCUACUAUGAUAGCAAGUUGGCAAGUGGAUCCAACAGAGUUAUUGCUAAACCCGAAAGAAGUUCAAUGGGUGUCCCUAGAGUUCCACCCACGGAAGGAAGACUUGGCCGUGUUACAACGAUCUGAUGUAUCGCAUGUAGGAACAUUAUUAAUUACUCAUGGAGACGAACCUACGCGUUUGCGAAUCCGUAGAUUAUACAAUAAGAUGAAGGAGAUUGGCGAAAUAAGCGGCAGUGAAAACGAAACGUUUAGAAACAUAGUUCAUCCAAUAUGCAAAGCUUUUCCUGGAGAACAAUUGACGUCAGAUAUUAGCGUCAUUCGAGAUUCGUUGCAAAAUCUUGGAGAUCUUUGCCGCGGAAUUCGUCAGCACGAGAUAAUGUUGACGAUGGAAGUAUGCGCGGACGAGACUUUAUCUAUCCUCCAGGACAGUGCAGAUGAAUCGCAAAUGUUCUACUCUCUGUGCAGUGAUCACAGUCACAUAUACGAAGGACACGGAGAAAGCUUUCUACCCUCAGAGACCCUAACGGAGAACUCGCAACCAAAAUUGAACGCUGACAAUUUUAUGGUCAGUCCGUCGGUCAUAAUUUUAUCUCCGCCGACCAGAACGGAAGCGAUCGUUACGAUAAAAAGUUCAUGCACUGUGGCACAACCGUUCGAAACUAAUAUAACGCACAGCGAGUAUCUAAGCGUUGUUCCAGCUGAAGGAAUGAUUCCUACUAGAAGAGAUUUUCAACUGAAAGUUCAAUGUAAACGAAAGAUCGAAAGGAAUUUAACCGCUGCUCUCGAGAUUUAUACAGAGAAUAACAAAGUGGAUGUACAAAUACGUGUAAACGUCAAACGAUUGUAAAUUGGCAUGUUAGAAUGAACUUUUUCUAUUGAAGUAUUUAUUAUACAGGAUAUAGUUUCGCAUUUUUAUAUUGGAAAUAUGUUUAUUAUC